AUGACAACAACAGCGCCACCGCCACCGCCACAUGGAGCAAUCCCACCCCAAAACCCUAAGACCCAGAACCAGGCCGACGUCAAGAAACGAAAUCUUUCCAACACCAACAUGGAGAAAGACUCCCCCUACUUCAAAAUCCGCGCGCUCCUUCAGCAACUUCGUCCCCACUUUAUUGAGGUUCUUCAAACACCUGAUUUUCGGAAUUGUAAAGCAGCUGAUGAGAUUCAGAAACAGGUGAAGCUUCUCAUGGCGCUAAACAAACAGAUGACCAUGACUACGGGAACAAAGAAGAAGUUUGCAUCAGAACAUAAGCAGCAUUCGUCCCAUAACAGGGUGCCUGCGGAAGAAAACAAAGAUAAGUUGUCAAUACAUCCGAUUCAACCUAGAUGCACUCAUUUUAUCCCAGAGAAAAAAUCAUUUGUUAGCAGCGAGCUACCGCGAAGCUACAUGGUGGGCGGUUCGGUUUUUGGUUGGAACUUCGUCACAUUUUCUGGCGGUAAACCACUGUAUUAUGGUGUAACAAAAGAGGCAUAUCGAAGCAGCCACACAGGUGAUGCUUCUAUGCUUUCAAGUUUCAACUGAUGAAUCUUCUGAGGAGGGAGAUAAUCUAUGGUAAGUUGGUAACCUAACGGAUUCAGGAGCAAAGAAAUCUGACACUAAAGGCCAUGCAUUUCUUUUUGUCACAAGGAUCCAAUCUGCUGAGAUAAGUCGUAAGAGUGUAAUUUCAUUCCAUCUGAGAGGGCAUUUUGGUUGUCUGAAGAGAAUU
This is a messenger RNA of Argentina anserina (silverweed cinquefoil), 766 nucleotides long. RefSeq lists its product as uncharacterized. Bases 1 to 582 code for a protein of 193 amino acids. The transcript has 3 exons. The record is from RefSeq and is a predicted model, not a curated record. Lineage: Eukaryota; Viridiplantae; Streptophyta; Magnoliopsida; Rosales; Rosaceae.